This is a messenger RNA of Acyrthosiphon pisum (pea aphid), 1759 nucleotides long. RefSeq names its product testis-specific serine/threonine-protein kinase 3-like. Gene Ontology annotation, molecular function: ATP binding; tau-protein kinase activity. Gene Ontology annotation, cellular component: cytoplasm. Gene Ontology annotation, biological process: protein phosphorylation; microtubule cytoskeleton organization; intracellular signal transduction. Lineage: Eukaryota; Metazoa; Arthropoda; Insecta; Hemiptera; Aphididae. The record is from RefSeq and is a predicted model, not a curated record. The transcript is spliced from 4 exons. The coding region runs from base 330 to 1502 and encodes 390 amino acids.
UCCAAACACUAACAGAUUUUACUAUCAUCGUCCGUGUUGUAAUCCAUUUUUUUUUUAGCAUGCUCGGCGAAAAUAUUUUUUUUUAAAUUAAAAGUAGAAAAUAAAAAUCGACGUGCAUAACAUUUACAUUUUAUUAGUAUCGCGUCCGGUCACGUCAUAAAAUUUUAACCGAAAAUCACGAAACCAAACAGGGGAGACCCGCACGAUACGAUAACGUCUAUUACAUUAUAAUAACGAGUGUUCUCCGUAGCGUAGGCGCAGGUAAGUAAAACGAUAUCAAAUAUUUUGGCGGACGACGGAUAUACCAUUAAAACCGCCGCGGAAGUCCCAUGAACGGUCACCACCAGACGUACCAGCAGCACCAGCAGCUGCAGCACCGACACCACCACCAGCAACAGCGGCUACUUGAACAACACCAGCGUCUGCUGGACCAGCAGCAGCAGCAGCAGCAGCGACGUGUCGCGCAACAGUGCAGCCGACGUCCGCCUUCCACCGCCCAAGCCCCCGCCAACACCGCGGAAGUGUCGCCUGCCCGUGUCGUCCAUCACACUGCAGAGCCGCCACCUCCGGCGCAGCCGCCGCCGCCGCCGCCGUCGACGUCCAAACACCGACCGCGGAUCGUGCACCUCGACAGCGAGGACGCGCUGUCGGCGGCGCUGGCCGCCGACGGUUACCGGUUGGGCUCGACCGUCGGCCACGGGUCGUACAGCAAAGUCCGGUUGGCGUUCCGGACGGUGCCGGUUACGGCGUCCACGUCGUCCACGGCCCGGGUGGCGUGCAAGGUGAUCAACAAGCGGCGCGACCCCGGCUCGUCGUCGUACGUGCGAAAGUUCUUGCCCAGGGAACUGGAAGUGUUGCGCACGGUCCGGCACCCGAACGUGGUCAGAACGCACCGGAUAUACGUGACGCCGUACACCGUGCACGUGUUCAUGGACUACUGCGAGAAUGGCGACCUGCUCAGCCACCUGCAGCACGUCAAGAGCAUACCGCAGUGGCAAGCGCACACGUUCUUCAGGCAGAUAUGCGAGGCCGUGGAUUAUCUGCACCGAAAAAACAUCUCGCACCGGGACAUAAAAUGCGAAAACGUCCUGUUGGAAAGCAUGCGGACGGUCAAGUUGACCGAUUUCGGGUUCGCCAGGUUGUGCGCGGAUGAACGAGGCCGGAGACUGAUGAGCCAGACGUACUGCGGCAGCUCGUCAUAUGCGGCGCCCGAAGUGUUACAAGGCAUACCGUACGAUCCAAUUUCCUACGACAUGUGGGCACUGGGAGUUGUACUAUACGUGAUGCUAUCCGAUUCCAUGCCAUUCCCGCACUCUAACCGACAGCAGAUUGUGGCCAAUCAGAUCGCUAAAAAGUUCUCCAGGCCCAAGAAACCCGUGUCACGAGAAGCGUUGAAACUUAUCUCGAUUAUUUUAGAACCAGACGUUAAUAAAAGAGCUACAAUGAAUCAAGUAAAACAUCAUCCAUGGGUUAAACAGCAAAACCCAUAUCAUACUCAUUAAACUACCAAGGAAAUUCAUGAGUUCUACACGUUCAAUAAAUGUAUCGAAAUAGAACUAUAAAAGACAGAACUCGGGAAGUACUUAUUUAAAUUUCACAGCGAAAAAAAAUUUCUUUAAAAUUAAAUACUUAAAAGCUAACACAAGUAAAAACAAGCUCUUAUCUCAUACCUAUCUGAUUUCCAAGAUGUCCCAAUAUAAUAUUAAAUGUGUAGCAAUUAUAAUGUACCUACACUUUUAAUAAUAAACUUAAAUUUUUG